Messenger RNA from Phytophthora nicotianae INRA-310, 888 nucleotides. RefSeq lists its product as hypothetical. Lineage: Eukaryota; Oomycota; Peronosporomycetes; Peronosporales; Peronosporaceae. The record is from RefSeq and is a predicted model, not a curated record. Bases 1 to 888 code for a protein of 295 amino acids. The transcript is spliced from 2 exons.
AUGGUUCGUGGCAUCACCUCUGCCUCUGUCAUCCCCACCGCAUCCGAAGGAGAAGGGGGAGACCACGCCUCAGUAGAAGAAAAUACCGUAAGCGUAGCGGAACUCGAAUCGAAAAAAUAUCUCCAAGCCGCUUUCCAAGGCCAAAUUUCCACGGAACAACCAAAUCCAGACAAUCUCAGCUCUGCGAUUCCCACAGAUUCCCCUAUGGAAAUCAAUGACGCUGGAGCCAAAGUACAACAGCAAAAGCCUGCACCUCGCCAACGUUCACAGUCAGCAGUCGUGCAGAAGUCCAAUACUACGGAGCUUACCAAGAACUACUUGGACCUCGUGAGAGAUUUUCGUCAGCUACAGCCAUUCACACGCCGCCCUGACGGCUCAUAUCCGACGGGUACCCUUUGUGUGUACUGCGUCAACACAAGACCCACCUCAGUCUUUUUCCCUUGUCAGCACAUGUGCGUGUGCGACGGCUGCAUUAAAUCAGGCAACAUUUCCACAGAUUACUCGUCAUCAAUGGACUGGUGCGCAUGUCCAGUGUGCAUGACGGAUAUCCGGCUUAUCUUGCCCCACUCAGGCAAGGAAGAAGAGCGAUACUGGCGUUGGGCUCUGGAGAUCAAGCCCACUCUGCCGCCACGGUUUAAGCAAGAGUUCAAAGAAGCUGGAAAGCGCUUGAACAAGAGCGUGACGCCAACGGGGGGUUCACGAAGCCCACUUGAGUCAACGUUUCGACGGAAAUCAAAUCCACUAGAAACUCCGAAAACACCUUCUCCAAAGUCCAAGUUCCUCGUCACUGGACGUCGCCACUCGUGGCAGUCAGGGGAAGUAACAACAGAUCAACAUGUGGUAGCAUCCAAUGAGCACGACGAAGCUCGUCAUUGCUCCAUUUUGUGA